This is a messenger RNA of Erinaceus europaeus (western European hedgehog), 5524 nucleotides long. RefSeq names its product protein phosphatase 4 regulatory subunit 3B (gene PPP4R3B). Gene Ontology annotation, molecular function: protein phosphatase activator activity. Gene Ontology annotation, cellular component: protein phosphatase 4 complex; nucleoplasm. Lineage: Eukaryota; Metazoa; Chordata; Mammalia; Eulipotyphla; Erinaceidae. The coding region runs from base 672 to 3113 and encodes 813 amino acids. The transcript is spliced from 16 exons. Gene Ontology annotation, biological process: protein dephosphorylation; DNA damage response. The record is from RefSeq and is a predicted model, not a curated record.
AGAACUGUGCCCAAAUAUUUCUCCUGAGUGGCGGCCAGCCUCCAACAAGAUGAAACUAGACGUUCAACCUCUCAGCUCGCAAGACCUGCCCAGGAAACAAAGUCUCGCGCCACCAGACAGAAACGAGAGUUCAAGAGAACCACGCCUCUCCGACGAGAUCUCACGCUAGCUUGCAGGAACCAGAGCAGAGGAAGUCGACUCUUAGGGCCGCCCACUACAUUGCCGUACCCAGUCUCGCGAGAGCGCGGAGUAGUGCCAACCCGGGAAGUACAAGCAGAAGUAGGAGCGUAGUGCGUUGGGCUCGUCGGCCUCCGUAGCCCCUGCUAGGACAGCCCGUGCGAGCCCGCUAGGAGGAAGAGAAAGGCAGAGAGAAUCGGGUUACAAGAUGGCGGAUCUGUAGUAAUUACCGCGGCGGCGGCGGCGGCGGCGACAGGAGAGCGAGUGAGCUCUCGGGGGCAAAGGGUGGGAAGGGAGGGUGUGUGGGAGGGGGAGAAGUAAGAAGUAGUUGGGACUUCGGGCUGUGGCUCUUGUUGCCUCUUCCCGCCGCUGAACCUUUGGAGCCAUGGUGAACUCGGGCCUCUUCGGAGCCGCCACUGCCAUCUCUCAAGAGUGAGGGGCGCGGACUCGGCGAACGAGGAGCGGCGACUGGCGUGGUGGGGACGGCAGCCACCAUGUCGGAUACGCGGCGGCGAGUGAAGGUGUAUACCCUGAACGAAGACCGGCAAUGGGACGACCGAGGCACCGGGCACGUCUCCUCCACUUACGUGGAGGAGCUCAAGGGGAUGUCGCUGCUGGUUCGGGCAGAGUCCGACGGCUCAUUACUCUUGGAAUCAAAGAUAAAUCCAAACACUGCAUAUCAGAAACAGCAGGAUACCUUAAUUGUUUGGUCAGAAGCUGAAAACUAUGAUUUGGCUCUAAGUUUUCAGGAAAAAGCUGGAUGUGAUGAAAUUUGGGAAAAAAUUUGUCAGGUUCAGGGUAAGGAUCCUUCAGUGGAAGUCACACAGGAUCUCAUUGAUGAAUCAGAAGAAGAACGUUUUGAAGAAAUGCCUGAAACCAGUCAUCUGAUAGACCUGCCCACGUGUGAACUCAGUAAACUUGAAGAGAUUGCUGACUUAGUUACCUCAGUUCUCUCCUCACCUAUUCGUAGGGAAAAGCUGGCUCUAGCCUUGGAAAAUGAAGGCUAUAUUAAGAAACUACUGCAGCUUUUCCAAGCUUGUGAGAACCUAGAAAACACUGAAGGCUUACACCAUUUGUAUGAAAUUAUUAGAGGAAUCUUAUUCCUCAAUAAGGCAACUCUCUUUGAAGUUAUGUUUUCUGAUGAGUGUAUCAUGGAUGUUGUGGGAUGCCUUGAGUAUGAUCCUGCUUUGGCACAACCAAAAAGACAUAGGGAAUUCUUAACCAAAACUGCAAAGUUUAAGGAGGUUAUACCAAUAACAGACUCUGAACUUAGACAAAAAAUACAUCAGACUUACAGGGUACAGUAUAUUCAGGACAUAAUUUUGCCUACACCAUCUGUUUUUGAAGAGAAUUUUCUUUCAACUCUUACGUCUUUUAUUUUCUUCAACAAAGUUGAGAUAGUCAGCAUGUUGCAGGAAGAUGAGAAGUUUUUAUCUGAAGUCUUUGCACAAUUAACUGAUGAGGCUACAGAUGAUGAUAAACGGCGUGAGUUGGUUAAUUUUUUCAAGGAAUUCUGUGCAUUUUCUCAGACAUUACAACCUCAAAACAGGGAUGCAUUUUUCAAAACUUUGGCAAAGUUGGGGAUUCUUCCUGCUCUUGAAAUUGUAAUGGGCAUGGAUGACUUGCAGGUCAGAUCAGCUGCUACAGAUAUAUUUUCUUAUCUAGUAGAGUUUAGUCCAUCCAUGGUGAGAGAAUUUGUAAUGCAAGAAGCCCAGCAGAGUGAUGAUGAUAUCCUUCUCAUUAAUGUAGUAAUUGAACAAAUGAUCUGUGAUACUGAUCCUGAACUAGGGGGUGCUGUUCAGUUAAUGGGACUUCUUCGUACUCUUAUUGAUCCAGAGAACAUGCUUGCUACAACUAAUAAAACUGAAAAAAGCGAAUUCCUGAAUUUCUUCUACAACCAUUGUAUGCAUGUCCUCACAGCACCACUUUUGACCAAUACUUCAGAAGACAAAUGUGAAAAGGAUAAUAUAGUUGGAGCUAGCAAAAGCAACACAAUCUGUCCUGAUAACUAUCAAACAGCACAGCUGCUUGCCUUAAUUUUAGAGUUACUCACAUUUUGUGUGGAACAUCAUACAUAUCACAUAAAAAACUACAUUAUGAACAAGGACUUACUAAGAAGAGUCUUGGUCUUGAUGAAUUCAAAGCACACUUUCCUGGCCUUGUGUGCUCUUCGUUUCAUGAGGCGGAUAAUUGGCCUUAAAGAUGAAUUUUAUAAUCGUUACAUCACCAAGGGAAAUCUUUUUGAGCCAGUUAUAAAUGCUCUUUUGGAUAAUGGAACUCGAUAUAACCUAUUGAAUUCAGCUGUUAUUGAAUUAUUUGAAUUUAUAAGAGUGGAAGAUAUCAAGUCUCUUACUGCACAUAUAGUUGAAAACUUUUAUAAAGCACUUGAAUCGAUUGAAUAUGUUCAGACAUUCAAAGGAUUGAAGACUAAAUAUGAGCAAGAAAAAGACAGACAAAAUCAGAAACUGAACAGCAACAGAUUUCGAAGAGAUGCAAAAGCCUUGGAAGAUGAUGAAGAAAUGUGGUUUAAUGAAGAUGAAGAGGAAGAAGGAAAAGCUGUUGUGACACCAGUGGAGAAAUCUAAGCCAGAAGAUGACUUUCCAGAUAGUUAUGAAAAAUUUAUGGAAACAAAAAAAGCAAAAGAAAAUGAAGACAAGGAAAACCUUCCCAAAAGGUCAUCUUCAGGUGGCUUCAAAUUUACUUUCUCCCACUCUACCAGUGCUGCUAAUGGAACAAAUAAUACAAAUAACAAAUCUGUGGUGACUCAGACACCACCAGCAAGCUCCAAUGGAUCCUCCUCCAAAACAACAAACUUGGUUACAUCAGUAACAACUACCAAGGGAAAUUUGGUUGGCUUAGUGGAUUACCCAGAUGAUGAUGAAGAAGAGGAAGAAGAAGAAACAUCUCCCAGGAAAAGACCACGUCUUGGCUCAUAAAAACAUUUAGUUCGGACCUUCAACAUGUGGUCUUACAAAAAUGCUGCAACUGUUCAGGAGCUGAAAAUCUAAAUCAGAAAGUUUUCUCACUUGAACUUAUAUACAAGGAAUAGCAAAAGAUAACUCAGUAUAUCAGCUGGGAGAGUUUAGUUCUUUAAAAAUCUUAGCUUCCCAGGAACCUAAUUGCUUACUAGUAAUUAAAAGGUUUGCCUAUUGGGCUUUAUAUAAAAAAAAACAGAAAAAAAAACAAAAAAAGGUUAGUUACCAGAACCUGAGAGAUGGCUUCUUAGCAAGGAAACUCACAGGUUUUGGAAUGGUUUGGGGAGGGACAUGGUUGAUAAAAUAGUGAUGCAGGUUGCUCCAGGGGGUACCUGAACUACAAAUAAUUAUAAAACUUAAGUUGCAAACCCAAUAACAUUACUUGUAUAAUGGUGCUGGCCAUGUUCUUUUAAUCAGUUGCCUCAUUUAAAAAAAAAAAAAACUUAAUGAAAAAACUAUUUGAGCUGUCCUAAAAAAAAAAAAGUUAACCCAUUGGGACCAUUUCUUUGAAGAAAUUCAGCCAUAUAACCAGUAACAAGAAAAUAUGCCCUAUAUUACCGCACAUGUUAAAUUUUAUACACCUGGAAUUUUCAGUGUGUAUUUUGAUGAAAACAAGCUGGAUUCAAAAUGGACUAAUUGUUAAUGUAACUUUAAAAUCAGCACUAUUAUAGAUAAAAAUUGCCAAGAAUCAAUAUAGUAGUAUUCCAAGAUAAUUUUCUAUAGAAACUUGGGAGUAAAUUAAACAAUAUUUCAACUGCCUUCCUGCACAGUGCUCUAUUACUUUGAAGUCACUUUCUACUUAUUAGUAAAAUUGUCUCUCCAGAGUUGCAGACAAGUUUUAAAGUGUAAUUUAUUAAAAAUAACAUAGAAAGCAUAGUGCUGAAUUAAGUGGCAUUUAGUACUAGAGACUAUUUUGGUCCAUGAAGUUACUUCAGUGUCAGAGUCAGUAUGCACCACAUAAAGCUAUUCCAUAAACAAGGAUAUAAUAUGAAAGCUGCUGUUUAAAAAAAGAGGGGGAAAAAAGUAAAAGCACAUUCCAUGUACGUAAAUGAAUUUAAAAUAAAAAAUGAGGCAGUUUAAGAGGUUUUAUUUUUAGAACAGCAAGUUAACUGUAUAUAUUUUAAUGUUAGUUUACUCAUCUAUGAUCUGAGAUCAUGCUGAAGAAAAACAUCCCCAAACUACAAUUUAAUGCAUCGGGAAUAGAAGGCUAAAAGUAGUGAUUCCAGCUACAGUCUUGAGAUCGCCGUUGUAUGUUAUGGGGUCCGUUUUUCCUGGAAUAGCUUAAACGGAAGCAGUUUCCCCUGGUUUGGAGAUUUUGUAGUUAAUUUUAAUUUUGGCUAUUGUUUGGAAAAGAUGGGCUGUCUGUGUAGAUAUGAAGUAUAGUUUUUCCAUAAAACAGAUGUUUAUUUUGUAUUAAAAAUACCACUGUACUUGUUUUACACCAUUUGUAUACAUGUGGUGAUAUUAAUGCUGAACUGUAAAAUUCAGGAAUUAAAAUGUGACCCUGUAAUUUUGUGAUUGUUGCUUUUGUUUGGUUUGUUGUAAAUAUAAGUUAAGCUCCAUUUUGAGGUAUGUCCAUUUUACAGUAUAUUUUUACAAGACCACAUGUGUGGUAUAGUAUCUUUUUAAAACCAUUAAAUUACCCAUGGAUAUUUAUAAGCCACAAGUUACACACCAGUCUGAACAAAAAGGAUUUCUACAAAGAAGAUUCAGUGCACUUUAAAUACCACUGACUCUACUGACAGGUCAUCCCUACAUAGAACUACUCUCAUGUCAUUGAUCAAAGGUACAUAAAAAAAAAAAAAAAUAGAAAAAGGCUUUCCACAUAAUUCAGGUGUCUCAGGAUAUUUUAAACCUAGAUUGUAAAGUUACCAUGUGAACACAUUUUCUUUCAAGUUUUAUCAAGUCCCUUUACUUUUCUUAGUUUUUAUUCCCUUUUGUAAUCUAUUAAUAAGCAGCACAGGAGAAUCAUAUUCUUGAUUCUUCCUGAUUAAUUUUAAGUUUUAGCAGGAAAUAUUAUGUUUAAGAAGCAUUUCUUUUUUCUUUCUGAGUAACUCAUUUUAAUCAUCAUAGAAGACUUCUUACAGCAGAAAUGUGAAUGCUUUCUUGAAUUAAAGCAUAAUAGCUUUUACAAUAGAUAGUCUGACUCACAGAAUUAAAAUACCCCUUGAGACAAAAUUCAACAUUAGCUUCUGUCUUAAAUUUACUGCCCUCAGGCAGGGUAAGGUUUUUUUUAAAAUAUCUUUAUCUUCACUCAGUGAAGCAAGUCAGAACCCACAUUUGUAUGCCUGAGGUUCUCUUCAAAUUAUAUUUGUAAACAUGUAUCCAAUAUUAAAGCUAUUUUAAUAAAAAAUUACAUGAAACAUCUUUAA